Molecule: messenger RNA, 1505 nt
Organism: Engraulis encrasicolus (European anchovy)
Lineage: Eukaryota; Metazoa; Chordata; Actinopteri; Clupeiformes; Engraulidae
Product: cell adhesion molecule 2-like
Exons: 10
Coding region: 261-1442 (393 amino acids)
Source: RefSeq, a predicted model, not a curated record
GGAGUGAGCAUCUCUCCCUGACCGCGGUGCGUGUUAUCUCGUGCCUCUUGGUUUCGACGAGUGGAUUUCGCAAAGCUGUGGAACGCUGUACUAUAAUAGGAGGACAUCUCAUUUCUCACGGAAGCCUGAAGACUUCACCUGGAUAACCCGUUCAACGCAGCGCAGAGGAUAGCGAAUUAAAGAAGGAAAGAAGAGUGCCGAUUGUUGCAGUGCAGCUGUGUGGAUAAGAAGAGAAGAGAAGAGAAGAGAAGUGAGGCAAUAUGAUGGUGAAACAGCACAUGUUCCUCACGCUCUGCAGCCUCCUCGGGAUCGCACUCAAAGGUGCCCAGGGCCAGUUCCCGCUGGUGCAGAACGUGACGGUGUUGGAGGGCAGCGUAGCGCUCAUGACGUGUCGUGUGGAAAACAACGACGAUACCUCCCUCCAGUGGGGAAACCCGGCACAGCAGACACUCUACUUCGGAGACAAGAAAGCUCUGCGGGACAGUCGUAUUAACCUGGUGCGUGCCACAUAUCACGAGUUGACCAUCAGCAUCAGUGAGGUGACGCUGCAUGACGAGGGGGAGUACACCUGCUCGCUCUUCACCUAUCCCAUCAGGACCGCCAAGGCAUACCUCACCGUACACAGAGUCCCCGAUGAGCCUCAGAUCCUGGGCCUCAACAAGCCAGUCAUGGAGGGAGACGAGGUCACCAUGACGUGCGAGUCGUCGGGCAGCAAGCCUGCCGCGGACAUCCGGUGGUUCAGGAACGGACAGGAGAUCUCAGAGAUUAAAAGCCUGAAGGAGGUGGACCUGAGUGGCAAGACGUACACGGUGCGGAGUUCCCUGAAGAUGCAGGUGAACCAGGACGACGACGGCAUCUCCUACACCUGCCAGGUGGACCACGUCUCCUUGGCAACGCAGCCACACCUGGCCACAGAGGUGCUGCAGGUGCAAUAUGCGCCGCGCGUGGAGAUCAAGUACUCACAGCCGUUUCCCCAGGAGGGGGGCCUGCUCAAACUGGAGUGUGUAUCCAGGGGCAACCCCGUGCCAGACCCUGUGCUGUGGACCAAAGAUGGCGGCGAGCUGCCCGACCUGGAGCGCAUGAUCGUGGAGGGGGCGGAGCUGACCUUCAUCGCGCUCAACAAGACGGACAACGGCACCUACCGCUGCGAAGCAUCCAAUAACCUGGGCACAGACCACGACGAGUACAAACUCUUCGUAUAUGAUCCCAACGCCCUGGGACCUCACAACACAGAUCACGCCCUGAUUGGUGGAGUGGUUGCCGUGGUAGCCUUCGUGACGCUCUGUCUAAUCAUCGUGCUGGGACGCUACUUUGCCAGACAUAAAGGCACGUAUCUGACGAACGAAGCCAAAGGUGCGGACGACGCCCCCGAUGCCGACACCGCCAUCAUCAACGCCGAGGGCAACCACGCCUCGGAGGAGAAGAAGGAGUACUUCAUCUAGACCUUCAUCACCAUAGCAUCAGCAUCAUCUGCUAUACACAGAUACACAAAACACCACACCACA